GACAUUUAUCCCGCUGAAGCCACAUAUCACUAAGAAGACGUGCGAGUAGUAAAUGCAGAAACUCCUUGGAUUAUUCAUCUCUGAAAUGUCUCAAAGUAAUCUUCGCAUACAUCGGCGAACAGCUCUCAAUGGAGAAACGGACUUACAGCGGACGGAGUUAAGCCUAAGUCAACCGGCAUGACAGUGUGUAGGCGGCUUCCCGAUCAACAACAUAUAUAGAGAAGUGUCCUGCCGUGAUUAAUCAAAAACCAAUAACCCUGACUAUAUCUAUUUGUCUAUAAUUACAAGGAGCUUCUUCAUCUUUCCUCCCAACUGCGUACUGCCAUGUCUUCACCACUACCCUACAAUCGCCGGAAUGCGCUUGCCUCAACCAUCGCAGCCGACAACGCAUCCAACAUAGCUGGCAAGAUCGUCUUGACUACUGGCGUAACGCAAGGCGGCCUAGGAGCAACGUUCGUCGAAGAGAUCGCAAAGCACAAACCCGCUCUUCUGAUCCUCGCCGGCCGCUCGCCAUCGAAGGUCCAAGCCACAGCCGACAAGAUCAAAUCCAACCCAGCGAGCGCCAAGGUCGAAGUGCGCAUCUUGAAACUCGAUCUGGCAUCGCAAAAGCAAGUCCGCGAAGCCGCGAAUGAGGUUCUCGCGUAUCCAGAAUCCCACAUCGAUGUCCUCGUCAACUCUGCAGGCAUAAUGAAGGGCCCCUACCGUACUACAGCUGACGGUAUCGAGAACCAAUUCGGAUGCAACCACAUCGGGCAUUUCCUCUUCACGAACCUUCUCAUGCCUAAGAUCCUUGCUGCCAAGGCACCCCGAAUCGUCAACAUAUCCAGUGACGGUCAUCGCUUCAGCAGUGUGCGUUUCGACGAUCCGAAUUUCCAAGAUGGCAAAGUAUAUGAUCAGUGGGAAGCAUAUGGCCAGAGUAAGACGGCAAACAUCUUGUUCUCUUAUGCGUUGGCAAAGAAGCUGGGUUCGAAGGGAUUGAAAGCGUUCAGUCUGCAUCCGGGAGUGACGCUUGGGACAUCUCUUGCUGAAAAGUUCGACGAUGAAGACAUGACGAGUGUCGUGGCCAAGGACAAAGAGAUCGGCUGGACUCGUGAGUUUGACCUGAAGUCGCUCGAUGAAUGCGCGGCUACCCAUGUUGUUGCCGCCUUCGAUACGAGAUUGGACAACUACAACGGUGCGUAUCUUGACAACGCCAACGUGGCGCCGCAAGAGGUGCAGCCGACCGCCACGAACCCGGAAGAUCCAGAGAAGCUGUGGAAACUGAGUGAGAAGCUCGUCGGAGAAGAAUUCGUGUAUUGAGCAAAAGGUUGCUCUGUAGAUAGAUCAAACUAUCUGGGUAUCGUAA
Alternaria rosae is the source of this 1345-nucleotide messenger RNA. RefSeq lists its product as uncharacterized. The record is from RefSeq and is a predicted model, not a curated record. Lineage: Eukaryota; Fungi; Ascomycota; Dothideomycetes; Pleosporales; Pleosporaceae. The transcript has 2 exons. Bases 325 to 1299 code for a protein of 324 amino acids.